CCACCAAAGAGCCCACACACACACACCACUAUUUAAGCGAAAGAAGGAGGUAGAGAAGAAGAGGAGGAGCAACAAAGAUCACAAACCCUAAUUCCUAAAGCUUGGUUUGGAGGAUCCUUGAGAACAACAAAUAUGACUUCCAUAGAGCAACAACUUAAUCUUGUGGUGGUCGCACAACCAAUUAAUGCUAUUAAGGAUGCUGAUAUCCUCGAAAGACUUUGGAAAGACUUCGAAGACCAACUAUGGAAAGCCAAGACGAUAGCAUCAGAACGUCUCCGACUUGGUGGAGAUUCAUCAGUUGCGCCUACAUUCCCAAUGAUAGAGACAAACGCAUCAGAUAACACUGAUGAAACCUCUAGAAAAACUCUACGCAAAAGGGGAAGAAAGACAACUUCCAAGGUUCUCUUCCAAGUGCCUUUUUCUUUUCAACCUCCUGAAUUUUGUUUGAAGGAAAACAUCAACCUGGAGAUAGUAUUAUUAAAUCGAUUCAAGAAUGAAUCAAGUUGGGGGAACCACGUUCCCAAAUUUUCUGUAGAAGAAAGAUUAAAAAAUUGGGUCAUCGAAAAAAGGGAACGCAUGCAAAGCAAGGACAAAGAAAAACCUGACGCUAAAAUGCAAGAUUAUUACUAUAUUCAUUCAGCAUCGCAGAAGACAUUUAGAGAAGGAGAUUAUGUCGUGGGAUGAUGAUGAAAUGGGGCUAUAUAAGAUGGUUGACAUUAAUGAAAUUGAAAAUGAACUGAUGAUUCAAGAACUGUUGAACCAGCUGGGAGAAUUGUUGUUUAAUUUGUGAUAUCAUUGAUGCCCCAAGCAUGUGUGUAAUUUUUAACAUUGUAUGUGUGUUUGCACGCAUGUGCAUGCUAUUGAGAGAGAAAGAGGUUAGUCAUAUCUAGAGUUGUACCAUGUCUUGUAUUUUGGGAUUAUUAGUUUUUAUUUUUUUU
Messenger RNA from Glycine soja, 938 nucleotides. RefSeq lists its product as uncharacterized. The record is from RefSeq and is a predicted model, not a curated record. Lineage: Eukaryota; Viridiplantae; Streptophyta; Magnoliopsida; Fabales; Fabaceae. The transcript is spliced from 6 exons. Bases 133 to 684 code for a protein of 183 amino acids.